This is a messenger RNA of Brassica oleracea var. oleracea, 813 nucleotides long. RefSeq lists its product as uncharacterized. The transcript has a single exon. The record is from RefSeq and is a predicted model, not a curated record. Bases 1 to 813 code for a protein of 270 amino acids. NCBI's taxonomy places the organism in Eukaryota, Viridiplantae, Streptophyta, Magnoliopsida, Brassicales, Brassicaceae.
AUGGGGACCAAACACCUCAAAGGUAGUACUGAUCCAAUCGAGGCAGAUAAGUGGAGGAGCCGUCUGAUCCGGAAAUUCAAGUCUAAUCGCUGUCUAGACGACUACAAGAAGGAUAUCACGGUCCACUUCUUGGAAGGGGAUGCGCACAACUGGUGGGUUGCUGUGGACAAGUGUAUUGGAAGAAGCAUCGAAAGGAUUGAAGACUUCGAGCAGGAGUUCAACAAGAAGUACUUCCCAGCCCAAGCAUGGGAUCGGCUUGAAGCAAAAUUCUUGUACCUCACCCAAGGUCGCAGAACUGUGUGUGAGUAUGAGGAAGAGUUCAACAGUCUUAGGCGGUAUGUUGGGAAGGAACUGGAUGAUGAGACGGUGCAAGUAUGUCGGUUCUUCUGCGGUCUAAGGGUGGAACUUCGGACACACUGCUCUGUCCUCACGUUUCGUACUGUCUCGGAACUUGUCGAAAAGGUUGCCUUGCUGGAGACAACUCUUGCUGAGGAAAGCUGGGUGAAGUCUCACACCCAACAUGCUUUGGGAAGCAAGUCAAAUGACCGGAAGAGGAAGAGGGAGCAGGUCGUUGAAGGCGGUAAGUCUUCGGGAAGUCGAUCUGAGUGUGCCCAGUGCUGUAGGAGGCACGGGGGCGAGUGCGGUAGGAGGCACGGGGGCGAGUGCUGGAAGGCGAUGGGAGCUUGCACCCGUUGUGGUAGCAAGGACCAUGCGAUCCAGAACUGUCCGAAAAUGGACCAAGGGCACGGAAAAGGUGACAACGGUAGAUCCUGCUUCCAUUGCGGAAAGACCGGGCUCUACAAGAGGGAGUGA